UUUUUGGGUUCAGUGACUGUCAUUGUCAGAUAUCUAUAGCUUUGUUGGUAAAAUUUCACAUGAAAAAAUUACAUAAUAAAUAGAGAAGAGAUUUUGGAAGAGAGAAAAUGCAAUUUAGCUCCUCACGUAUUAGCAAUUUAAGUUCUUGUCUUGGUCUUCCCUCGAUUUCAAACGACAUUAACCAAAACCAGAGAACUACGAAUUAUUCGCUAAAAAAAGAUGGAUUCUUGUUGCAACUUUAGCUUGGGGACAAAAACUGUCUUGGCCAAAGACAGUUUCAAGAAUGUAGAGAACAAAUUUUUGGGUGAGAAGAUCAAAGGAAGCGUCUUGAAGCCUUUUUCUUCAGAUUUGAGUUCCAAGAAGUUCAGAAAUCGAAAAUUGAGGCCCGGUGUUGCUUACGCUAUUGCUACCUCAAAGAAUGCUAAAGAGGCUUUGAAAAAUCAACCUUCCAUGUUUGAGAGAAGAAGAGCAGAUCCUAAAAAUGUGGCUGCAAUCAUUCUAGGAGGAGGCGAUGGAGCUAAACUCUUUCCUCUUACCAAGCGAGCAGCAACACCUGCUGUUCCUGUGGGUGGAUGCUAUAGGAUGAUCGAUAUCCCGAUGAGUAAUUGCAUUAACAGUUGCAUAAACAAGAUUUUCGUGCUGACUCAGUUUAACUCGGCUUCCCUCAAUCGCCAUUUGGCUCGUACUUAUUUUGGGAAUGGCAUAAACUUUGGAGAUGGUUUUGUUGAGGUUCUGGCUGCUACACAAACUCCUGGUGAAGCCGGGAAAAAGUGGUUUCAAGGCACAGCUGAUGCUGUGAGAAAAUUUCUGUGGGUGUUUGAGGAUGCUAAGAACAGGAACAUUGAGAAUAUAAUCAUCUUGUCUGGAGAUCACCUAUAUAGAAUGAACUAUAUGGACUUUGUUCAGCACCAUGUCGAUAGUAAAGCCGAUAUUACUCUUUCGUGCGCGCCGGUUGAUGAGAGCCGUGCGUCGGAGUAUGGACUGGUCAAUAUUGAUCGAAGCGGGCGUGUAGUCCAUUUCUCUGAGAAACCAACUGGCAUCGAUCUGAAAUCAAUGCAAACCGAUACUACUAUGCAUGGACUGUCUCAUCAAGAAGCAGCAAAAUCUCCAUACAUUGCGUCAAUGGGAGUUUAUUGUUUCAAAACCGAAGCUUUACUGAAGCUUCUGACAUGGCGGUAUCCGAGUUCCAAUGACUUUGGGUCUGAAAUUAUUCCUGCAGCUAUAAAAGAUCACAAUGUUCAAGGAUACAUCUACAGAGACUAUUGGGAAGACAUCGGAACUAUUAAGAGUUUCUAUGAAGCUAAUAUUGCUCUUGUCGAGGAGCAUCCCAAGUUUGAGUUUUACGAUCAGAAUACACCUUUCUACACUUCUCCUCGGUUUCUACCACCCACCAAAACCGAGAAGUGCCGGAUUGUAAAUUCGGUAAUCUCACACGGAUGUUUCUUGGGAGAAUGCAGCAUCCAACGUUCCAUUAUUGGUGAAAGAUCACGUCUUGACUAUGGUGUUGAGCUUCAGGAUACUCUUAUGUUAGGAGCGGAUAGUUACCAAACCGAAUCUGAGAUCGCGUCUCUGCUUGCGGAAGGAAAUGUUCCAAUUGGCAUUGGCCGAGAUACAAAGAUCAGGAAAUGCAUCAUUGACAAGAAUGCAAAGAUCGGGAAAAACGUGGUGAUCAUGAACAAAGAUGAUGUUAAGGAGGCUGAUAGGCCAGAGGAAGGAUUCUACAUUCGAUCUGGAAUCACUGUGGUUGUCGAAAAGGCCACCAUUAAAGACGGUACUGUGAUAUGAACAAAACGAUCUCAAGACCGCCGUGGUGAUUUUGAGGUGUUUGGCCGGAAGUUAAAAAGAGAGACCGUUGUGAUUUUGUCAUGUAAAUUAGAAGAGGAGAUAGAAGAAUCAUACAAUUUAGAAGCAAAAGCAAGUUUAAGCUUUACAAUAAGAGUGAUCAGCCGAUCACCUAUAGCUAUAAUAGUCACUCUCUUUUCAUAAUGAUCAAUAAAUAAAGCUAUCUAUCUUCUUCUGUUUUGGCAAUUUCUCAAUUAGGGGUUUAAUUUAACAUUUUCUAAAUAAUUGGG
Molecule: messenger RNA, 2072 nt
Organism: Arabidopsis thaliana (thale cress)
Lineage: Eukaryota; Viridiplantae; Streptophyta; Magnoliopsida; Brassicales; Brassicaceae
Gene: APL3
Product: Glucose-1-phosphate adenylyltransferase family protein
Exons: 15
Coding region: 220-1785 (521 amino acids)
Biological process (GO): starch biosynthetic process; glycogen biosynthetic process
Cellular component (GO): chloroplast
Molecular function (GO): glucose-1-phosphate adenylyltransferase activity
Source: RefSeq, marked reviewed